AUGGCAGUGCUUCCAGCAACGUACUCGGAGAGGAAUGCCCGUUUCCCUUCUCGAACCGCCCGUCGUUCGCUGCAAGCCUUGCUUUUCGGGGAACCGUACGCGGGAACGCCAUUCGCUGCUUCCCGCCGGGCUCAGUCGCGCCGAAUGAGCCUCGAGCAGGACCCCGCCAUGCUGCUACCGCCGGCGACCCCGUCGCGGGACCACGUGGCAGCGAGGAGCCUCCCGUCCACGCCAGUGAAACGCCCAAGGCAAGAAUUCUCUGAUGAUGUCUCACUUCCUUCCAGGUCCCGUAGCACGAGCGCUGCCAGCCACGUGCAAGAAGACGGCAACGACGACGACGGCUUCGUCACAGUCGUCUACAAGAAGUCAAGAAAGGCCGGCAUCCCAGUGGUCUUCACACCCGUCGACCCCGAGGUACUCAAAUCCACGCAGGAACGAGUGAGGAAUCACCGUUUCUCGCGGAACGGAAGCCUGACCGUGACCGUCGCAUCGCUGCAAGCUGCCAAGGCCCUGCUCGGCGUCACGUGCCUCGGAACCACCGCCGUCACCACCCGGAUCCCGGAGUCCUACGCCAGGAACGUGGGGAAGAUCGUCGGCGUCAACUCCAGCUACACGGACGCCCAGCUGCUGGAAUACCUGCGCCCCUUCGGAGCCAUCGACGCCCGCCGCCAGGUACGCUACCGCCCGAGCCCGGGCGGCACAACCAGGACUCAGGCAACGAGCAGCGUCGUGGUCACCUUCAAGGGCGACGUCGCGAUGCCCGAGGAAGUGCCGCUGGGCUUCAACAAGUUCAAGGGCUUCGGACACGUCGCCAAGUACUGCCGUCGGUCGGAGCGCUGCCGUGCCUGCGCCGGGAGCCACGCCUUCAAGGACUGCACGACGCGGAAGGAGCAACGGUGCGCCAACUGCGGAGGUCCCCAUCCAGCCAGCUUCGGAGGAUGCCCCAGGAGGAAGGCCGCCAUCGCUGCAGUGAAGACGGAAGCCUGCGAGGUCCGCCCGUCCCGGAGCGGCCGCAUCAACCCUGCCGUCGUGAAGCCAACACGCCCAGCACCCGUCCGCAGCGCCGACGCCUUCCCAGCACUGCCGAAGCCAGCGGCCCCUGUCAAGAAGCCUGCACCAGCCAAACCGGCCUCAGGUAAGAACCCUGACACUAAUGCUACCCCCAGUGUUUGGGAUCUGCCCAGGGACCCUGCCCCGACCCAGAGACCGCCGCCGCCUGCCGCCAACAGACCCCAGAGGACGACGCCGGCCCCUCCCAAGCCUGCUGCACAGGAAGCUGCUGCCAAGCCGGAACCUGCACCUCCCCAGGGCACCCAGCUGGUGAUGAUGCUGGUCCCCCUGCUCAUCACAGCCUUCCGUGCCAUGCUGGCUGCCAUCCCAGCUGCCAGCAACAUCCCAGAAGUCCAGGCCUUCAAGGUAAUGGAACCAAUGCUUGCCAGUCUGCUUUCUACUUUCAGUUAUGGACAGCUGGCCGAGCUCAAGCAACGCCUCACCAAGACCACCUACAGCGCCAUCUGCCUCCAGGAAUGCAACAUCCCGGACACGAUGGGGCUACCAGGCUUCACCAUGUACACCUCUCCCAGCAUACCACACUUCGGCCACGGCUGCACGGCAGUCUUCGUCGCAAGGCACCUGGCACAAACCCAGCUGCCCACCGACCAGCUGUCGUCAGCCGCGGUUGAAGUUACAGCUGUAAAGGUAAGUUUUGGAAAGGACUCACUCACUGUCGCCUCUGUUUACAUCCGUCCCAGCUCAACGGUUACGGUGGACCAGAUACCUGACGACUUCCUGCAGCAAGUGCAGUCCUCCCUGCCAGGCCCUCCGCUUCUCUGUGGGGACCUCAACGCGCACCAUCCGCUCUGGGGUUCCUGUGACGCUGACCGCCGCGGCCGACGCCUAGUGCAGUCCCUGGAGGACUGCAGCCUGCUCGUCGCCAACACAGGUGAGGUAACCUUUUACAGGCCACCAGUAUCCAGCGCUAUCGACGUCACCCUGCACACCCCGGACGUCCCUGCGCAUUGGGAAGUCGGAAUGGACAGCUGGGGCAGCGACCACUUCCCGAUCGACGUGACCCUGGCCUACAAGCAUCGGGCCCCGAAACGACGGACCACCAUCGUCGUGUGGGACUCCUUCCGAGCCUGCCUGGAUGGAACCCCUGCCUCCCAGGACAUCUCCGAGGACAUCAGGACAGCCCUGGCCGCCGCAACCAAGUCCGGCACAGCGCCAGCAACCGGACCGAAACCUGACCUGAAGUACUUCCGUUUGUGUGCUGCGAGGCGCCGCGCACAGAGGGCCCUGCGUCGGAACCACUCCCCAGGGCGUCUGACGGCAUACCGACGAGUUUCCGCCGCCCUGCGCAGAUAUGCGGUCACGCUGCAGCGCUCCCAAUGGAAGCGGUUCUCAGCCUCCCUGACCAGCAGCACAUCGGCCCGGAAACUCUGGUCUGUCGUCAACGCCCUGGAGGGGAGGAGGAAGGCGAACCCCUUCAGCUCCAUGGCUCUAGCCAAAGGGGUCUCCCUUGAGGAGCUGGCAGAGGACUUCGCCGACCUGUUCGGCGCAGGGAGGGACGUCCCUUCCACGGCGGCGCCUCCGGCAUCCCCCAAGGACAUGGACCUCCCCUUCACGGCCGGAGAACUGCGCUUCGCCCUGGACCACCUGAAAGCCAAGUCAGCCCCUGGGAUGGACGGACUCACCUACCAGUGCCUGCGGAACCUACCGGACAAGACAACUUCACGGCUCCUGGAUUCCAUCAACCAGUGCUGGGACCAGGCAUUGCCACCACCAUCCUGGAAAGAGAGCGUCAUCGUGCCGAUAUUGAAGCAAGGGAAGCCCCCGGGCGAACUGAGCUCCUAUCGGCCGAUAUCGCUCACAUCAUGCCUGGCUAAGUUGACAGAGCGGUUGCUACACCGCCGCAUUACAUGGAUACUUAAUUCCAAGUCCUUUUUUCCCCUCUGCAUGACAGGUUUUCGACGCAACCUUUGCUGCCAGGACUCUGUGCUGGACCUGGUCUCGGACGUGGAUGACGCCGCCCAACGCAAGUGCAGAACGGCAGUGGUGUUCUUCGACAUCAAGGCCGCCUUCGACAGCGUCCCCAUCAACACCCUCCCUCCAACCAACGACUCCCUCGUCGGCCCUGGAAUCGGAGGCAAGGCAGCUGCUUUCAUUCACGCUCUACUUUCCAACCGCUCUUUCGGGGUCCGACUGGGAUCGACGCUGAGCUCCCCACGUCCUCAGAACCUCGGUCUACCCCAAGGCAGUAUCCUGAGCCCCCUGCUCGUCAUGGCUGGACUCCCAAAGGCCCUACCAGCAACAACACCUCCCCUGCAACUCUCCAUCUACGCGGACGACAUCUGCCUGUGGACCAACGGCAAGGACCCCUGGAAAGUGAUGAAGACCAUCCAGAAGGGCGUGGACGCUACGACCGAGUACAUCCGUGGCCUCGGACUCACCCCGUCAGCCGAAAAGACCAGGGUCAUGCUGCUUGGUUCCACGGCAAACUGGCGUACGCUGCCCGAACCAAUCCUGAUGGAAAACACGCCACUUGAACAGGUACGUGUCCACCGUUUUCUCGGAGUAACCUUGGAUUCCAGCUCCUCCUGGGCUCCACUCGUCAAGGACCUCCAGACCAGAUGCAAGACAACCCUGAACGUGACCAAGCGACUCAGCGGACGGCACUCCGGCUGCCCCCAGAGGACCCUCCUGACCAUCCACAACGCCACCACAGCCGCACGGAUGCUCUUCGGACUCCCCUACGCCAAGCCCAGCAGAUCAGCGCUGGAAUCCCUGGAACUGCUCCACCGUCGCGGACUGAAGCUGGCUCUCGGACUCCCACCUGGGGCGCGGAACGUCGCCGUCUACGCCGAGGCUGCCGCUCUCCCUCUUCAACUACGAGCCACCCAACACCUGCUGAACCAGCUCACCAGACUGAACAGGACAAGAACCGGAAGGGCGCUACUGCAGCGUCUAAGGGACCGACAACGGAGCCGUUUUUCAUGUACACUUUUCACGCAGGACCAGCUGUUCCAGCCCAUCCCACCAGUCCCCAGUCCAGACGCCCCAUGGAGGCUCCUCCGGACCGCCAUCCAGACAACACUGCCAGGCCUGCCACAGAAAAAGGACGUUCCGGAUGCGGUGGCACAGUUCCUGGCCGCCGAGCGCCUUCAUGAGAGCUACCAGGACUACCUGCACGUGUACACGGACGCCUCAGUCGACCCUGGACGACGCGCCUGCGCCCUGGCCUGCCACAUCCCAGCAACACAGUACUCCUGGGCCGAAGGAUUGUCCGGACUCCUCUCCUCCACGGAUGCAGAACUCCUCGCGAUCACGGAAGCCCUGGACAUCAUCGCCAAGACGAGCGCCACCAAAGCGGUUAUCCUCACGGACUCCCGCGGGGCUCUGUCGAGGCUAAACAACCGUUAUGAACACUGCCCUCUCUCUUUCAGAGCACACCAGAAGCUGCAACUCCUCCUGGCAUCCGGUCAUCGCAUCGCGCUGCAGUGGAUCCCAUCCCACAAAGGCAUCCCCGGCAACGAGAUGGCGGACUCCCUGAGCAAGCAGGCCACCACCCAGACCCUGGUCCACCAGGCACCAUCUACCACCAGCCAGGCCAAGAAGAGCAUCGCCCUCCACGUGCGCAGCUUCCACCCGGACAAGCACACCGCGGAUGGGACAGCACCCCCACCCUGCAUCACGGCCGGCCUAACCAGGGACGAGGCAUCGCUGCUGCUCAGGCUCCGUGCGUCGUGCGCCUUCACCCGGGCGUACGGCUUCAUGAUCGGCCAGGUCGACGACCCACGCUGCGGAACCUGCGGUGUCCAGGAGAGUAACCUGUCCAGCGCCGGCAUCUCCGACCACAGCCUGGUUAACCUGGUCUACCCCAUGGGCCCUCGACACCAUCGCCGACGCAUCCAGAGGGAGCUGCUGCAGUUCCUGAGCUACACCAUCAGCCACCCUCACCUGACCCCUGGACUACUUCUCCACCUGCUGCCGCCACGCUACACCGCCUUACGUCACCAACGGCAUCGCACGACCCCCAAGGACCUGCCCGGACCCCAUGAGCCACCCCUGACUACUUCGCCACCUACCGCCGCCACCCUGCACCGCCCUACGUCACCCACGGCGUCGCACGACCCCCACGGACCUGCCCGGAACCCGAGAGCCCGCCUGACUCCCCUCCAAGACCCCCCAGCAACCUUGGACUUUGCCACCCCGACCGCCCCUGACUGA
This is a messenger RNA of Ornithodoros turicata, 5226 nucleotides long. RefSeq lists its product as uncharacterized. Bases 1 to 5226 code for a protein of 1741 amino acids. Gene Ontology annotation, molecular function: nucleic acid binding; RNA-DNA hybrid ribonuclease activity. The transcript has 7 exons. The record is from RefSeq and is a predicted model, not a curated record. Lineage: Eukaryota; Metazoa; Arthropoda; Arachnida; Ixodida; Argasidae.